CUUCGUGAAAAGCAAGAAAAGUUUUGUGAAGAAAUAUUUAAUUUUGAUACCUUAAUGUGCAGAUCUAACAAUAUACAGUUCAUUACUCUGAAAAUGUUAAUGUUAUAACUCGGACACAAUGUCAACUUCAGAAACAGAUUGUCUAAAAGAUACAGUGGGUGUCCUUAUAGACGCGAUUGGAGACAACGAUAACGCUGUGAGCAAUGUUGUGAUCAAGUCCUUAACUAAAAUAGCUAAUGUGUACCCAAAUGAAGUCAUAGAAAUAUUCUGUGAAUUUUAUCAAAACAAAGUAAAAAUAAGUACAACACAAUUAGGAAACAUAGUCAAGGUACUGGAGCAAACAUGUGUCAAUCAAAUAAAGAAGUUGGAUGCCAAGGUUGCCUCAGAUCUAGUCAACGCAAUGCUGCGAGCUAUGAUGGACAAUCCAUCACAUGAGCCUCUGGUGCAGAUGGGGGCAUCGUCAGUGCUAGUUGCUAUCAGCCAUGAACACUUGGAUUUGGUGCUCCGGUCACUGAUCAACCAACUAACUCCAGCGUCCGUGCCGCACUACACAGUCGCCCACACGCUGGGAACACUGGCUGCGGUCAACACUCACGAGCUGGUGCCACACAUCAAGGAGAUCCUCGGCAAAAUGUUACCUGUCCUCACACUAGUCAAGCAGGACAGUAUCAAACAGUCUUUUGCUUAUGCAUUUGGACAUUUUGCUGUGGCCGUGGCAGAGCAGAUCGGCGACAACGUUCAGAGCGGAGACAUAACAUCCAUCAAGGAGAAUUUUGUCACUGAGUUUUCUAUAGUGUUUGACGUGCUUUACAACCAGUGGCUGCCGUCUCACGAGCCCAAAGUGUCGGAGUCCGUGCUAGAAGCACUCGGACCUAUCACCAGGCUCAUUCCGGAGCGUCAAUUCAACGAGACUGUCAAUAAAUUCGUCCUUUCACUGCUGUCGUUGUACCGCAAGCCCAUGAUUAACUGCUACUACAUCAGUCAGUGUAUAUCGUACUUAGUCGCCCCCUCAUCGCUCAACCCGAAGCUCAAUUUAAACGAGAACGUCAUCUACUCAAUAAAUCAUAUCCUAUUCAACUUGGUUCUGCUGGAGCCGGACUACGAUCAGCCGCAGUCGGUGAAGAAUCACUUCGAAGUGCUGCGAGUCUUCGACCACAUGGCCAGCCAGUUUCCCGACCAGACGAUCGAAAAUCUGCUUCACCUGUGCAAACACAAUCAGGAAAAGGAGAGAAUGAAAUCGGUCGUGAUUCUGACGCAUCUGACGACGUCGUCGCAUGUCUUCGUCGAGAAUUUCGCCUCCAAAUUCAUCGCCCUACUCAAAGUGAUGAUAAUGAUGGAGCAGGGGAUUAAGAUGAAGAAGCUGCUAGUGAAGGCGAUAGUUGGCCUAGUGUACAGAAACUGCAUAACCAACACCGAGGAUUUCACAAUGGUCGAGUUCAUAAUCAAACAUUGCGGCGUCGAAAUCCCGAAUGCUUCGAAGACGGACGUUCUAGACCUGCGCGACACCUGCAAGAGCUCGAUGGUGCUCAUGUGCAAUACGGUCACGAGCGUCAGGAGUCAGCUGCUCACCCUGCUCCUGCAUGCCCUGACGUUGGAGGAGCUGACGCCCUCCAUGUCGACGGUCAGCCAGUGCCUGACGUCCCUGCUGCAGAACAACUCCGAGGACGACGACAAGUCCGACGCCGUAGUGGAUCUCAAGAUCUCCCCGGACCUCGUAUUCGUCAGGUGCAUCAUGCACGUCGCGGAUCCGGACGAGAAGGAGAGAAACAAGAAUUUGCUCGUGUUCCUAGAGGAGUACGCGGGGGACGUGCACAAGAAUUUGAAGACCCUGUGGACCGUGGAGAUCCAGCGUCUGCUCAAGUUCGUGGAGAAAAACGAAUCGAGGGAGGAGUGGCACAGGAUGCUGCUCGACCUCCUGGUCUCGGCCGUCGAGCAGGUGAACAACAACAAGUGGGUCGAGAUUAUAGCGACGCUGAUAUCGCAGCAGAUCCUGAUCAAGAAGAACCAGCCGAUGAUCAAGGGAGUCUCCCUUCAGUACCUGGCCGUGCUCUCAUGCCACAUCUCGAACGCCGCGGCCGUCGAAACUAUUCUGAAGAUCAUAGUUCUAGCCCUGCGAGCGAUCCCGAUGGACAGCGUGUACUACGUGAGCGGGGCCGUCGGCAUCGCGUCGCGGCAGCACGGGGAGUUCAUACAGAACGAGCUCGACGUCAUCUACAAGGAGAACGAGGCGAAGCGCGGCAACAAGCUGCUCAAUUUCUUAUCCUCUAGAUCGUCGAAGAAUGAGCUGGAGCUAGGGGUAGUAAAAUACGCGAUAAUAACAUGCUAUGGAUGCGUGGCGCGCGAGUGUCUGGACCCACACGUGCUGGCGCGGCUCGGGGAGAACGUCACCUCCAUACUGUACGACAUUCUUAAAGCCGGACCAUCCUACGACUUGUGCAGGGCGAGCAUAACGACCCUGUACGAGAUCAGCAAGGCGCUCCAUCCUGCCGCGCAUCACAACGUGGGCCUGAGAAACCGCUGGCAGCUUCUGAACGCCGUCCUCGAGCAAAUAUACAAUUCCAAUCUCGAGAGGAGGAACGUCGAGUUGUAUCCCAUCAUCGUGAAGGCCUCCAAGGGUCUCACCAAGUUGCAGAAGGGUAUUCUGCCGGAGGAACGGAAUACGAUCCUCAGGGUGUUCUUCAACAGCAUAUUCGGGGAGCUCUCGUCCUUCAAGAAGAAGUACGAGCUGGAGGGAAACGACCACAAAAACGACUUACUUGCGAAGACCUUGAACGACUCGCUGAAUCUCCUGCACGACCUGAUCAAGGAGUUGAUAAUCCAGUCGACGUGCUUGAGCACCAUCGACGACAUAGUCGGCCUGCUGGUCGAGUGGAUACGCCACGAAAACGACGAGAUCCGAACCGCCGCAACCUUGAUCCUGCAGGUCGUCUUCGACGCGUACAUCAAGAACGUGAAGCUGAACUACGAGACUCCCAGCAAGUUUGGGCAGAUGGGGUACCUCCUUGGUCUUGUCGUCCCGGGCGUGGCGGACACCAACUUCCCCGUGCGGUUGACCACCAUCGAUUGCGUCAAGAUCAUCAUACAGAUCCAAGAUCUCUACGAGGGCCACAUCACUGAGGCCGACGACGAAUAUAUCGUUGGGCUAACGCAACUACAGAACAAUAUCCUCACCAACGACCUGGGCAUGAUAGCGGACUACUGCAGCAAGCUCUGCGCUACCAUAACGCCGAAAAUCCCCCAUCUCCACACGAUGCAGUUCAUAGAGAGUUUGCUGGAAGGUUACGACGAUCAGGAGAACAGGGGUGUCGGAAGCAGCGCCGUUUUGGACGAGUUUUUCGUGAUCAAAGGUCAGGAGUUGUUCCAAAACGUGGAGCGUAUAGUGGAGGUGAUACUUGGGACGAUGGAUCGAGUGAAUGAUGAUGCUCGCGGUAGACUGCUUAAACCGCUACUGUCUCUCACAAGAAACCAUUCUAACGCUGUCACUGCUGUACUGCUGGGCCAGAAGAUACCGCUUAGCUCAUCUGUUAUAACGUGUUGGCGCUACUUGGCCAGGGACGAGAACAUUUCGGAAUCCAUAGUGGACAAUUUCUUACGACUUAUGACUUCCAUAGAACUAUAUGAAGACCCCUACCACAUUACGGAGAAUCGCAUUGCUGCUCUGCAACCACUAACUCUCAUCAGCGCGCUUGGCGAGAUGCUUCAAGAGCCGGCUAUGCGGCCGAUAUGUAUAGCCAAGUUCGCCGACCUAUUCACCGUGUUAUACACAACACUAGCGUGUUACAUAGACGCCGUGGCCCCCGCAUAUUCGGUCCCAGCAAACAAGGGCCACGAGAGAUUCGGCAUCAUCCCCAACAGAGAAGCCAUCAAGCUGUCCCCAGCCAAAAUAACUAUUAACACGUUCAAUGCCUUCCUAGAGAGAUCUGAUUGUGAUAAGGUGCGCGACGCAUGUUCAAUAUGGCUGAGCGGGCAAUACACAGAGGGCGGGGCCUCUGAACUGGCGGCGCUAGCGGGUGGGGCGCUGUGUCGGGCGGCGGCGGCGCACCUCCCCCGCCUCGCCGCGCGCCUCGCGAAUGCCGCCCGCCACCCCCUGCCCCCGCCGCGCCGCGCCGCACACGCGUUAUUAGCUGAGCUGCUACACUACAGAUGUAACGACAACCCAGUAGUGAUGGAGACUGCGCUAGCUACUCUGUCGGCGGGGUGGCGGGACGCGGCGCCGGGCGUGCGCGCGGCGUGCCUGCGCGGCGCGGCGCACAUCGUGCACCUCAACGCCCCGCAGCGCGCCGCAGCCUUGCCCAACGCGCUCGCUGCACUCAGUGAGGGCAUCGAUGCGCCGUAUACGCAGUCUCAGGUGGAUAACGUGCCACUGGCCGCGAUGCAGGGUCUGACGCGGCUGCUGGCCGACGCCGAGCUCGACCGCGCCGCGCAACGCGAGAUCACUGCCGUGGCGCAGAAGGUCCGGCCGUACAUGUCGUCGUCGUGCGCCGUGACGCGGGCGGCGGCGGUGCGCGUAUUCGGUCUGGCGGCGCGCGCGGCGGCGGCGCGGGAGGCGCUGGCCGACCAGGCCGUCGCCUGUCUGCCCACCCUGCUGCUGCACCUUAAUGAUGGGGAUGCUGAUGUUGUCAGGGCUAGCAAGUUCACUUUACGCAUCGUGUUCGGUCUGCUGGAGACGCCGCGCACGAGCGCGUUCGUGCAGACGCACCUGGUCGAUGAGGGCCGCCUGCACGUGGAGGAGUUCCUGCGCGCGCUGCUGCGGACGCUGGCGGACGAGCGCGCCGACACGCUGCCCGGCGUCGCGCGGCACGCUGCACGACACCUGCACGCGCCCGCCGACCUGCGACACCCCGCGCUGCUCAUCGGUAUCCUAUACGAGGAGCUGAACCGCGUGCGCGACGCAACAGACGAGGUAGAGAAGGAGGUGACGUCGUCGACGCGCGUGCGGCUCACGCAGCUGGUGCGGUCGGGCGAUGUGGCCGCGCGCCCCGCCGCCGCCGCCGCCCUCGCCGCGCUAUGCCUCUACGAAUGCGCCUGACGUAGCUCCGCCCCUGAGCGCGCCCGCACUCGUUCGCGUCACGCCCGCAUGCGUACGCUGGCCUGACAUCGCUCCGCCCACAAUCGUCACGCCCCUAAUGUUUUGCGUGCAGCGGACGGCAUGAGUACGCUCGCCGUACGCAAUUAAAUUUAAUAACAGCCACACUCGGAGACAUUUGAUGAUUACCUAACAUUUUAAAGAAGGUCUUGACAUAAGCUUAAUAAAUUUUCUGUUAAAUUCCUCAUUCAAUUAAAGUUAUGUAAUAAUAUACGUAUCUGAGUGCGGUCGUUAAAUGAGACGAAGUGAAGAUCUUUAUGAAAUAGUAACGUUAUGAAUUAUAAAUUUUCAAAAAAAUUUGAACAUUCAAGAAUAUACGGCAGGAUUUAGGUAAGCUAGAAAGCAUGGAUAGUUUUACGUAAUGACGUCUCAUAAUGCUUCUGAAAAUGGUAACAUUAUCAUUAGCCCCAAUUUUACCAACGUCUGUUAGUGUUAACAGCGUGUUAAAAUAUUAUUAUGUCUUCU
This is a messenger RNA of Aricia agestis (brown argus), 5551 nucleotides long. It is a transcript of the gene c11.1, whose product is annotated as maestro heat-like repeat-containing protein family member 1. Gene Ontology annotation, cellular component: cytoplasm. The record is from RefSeq and is a predicted model, not a curated record. The transcript is spliced from 13 exons. Lineage: Eukaryota; Metazoa; Arthropoda; Insecta; Lepidoptera; Lycaenidae. The coding region runs from base 119 to 5029 and encodes 1636 amino acids.